AUGGAAAUUGGCUCAGCUGGGGGGGUGGAGGAUAAGAAUGAGGAUAAGAAUAAGGACGAAGUUGAUGUCAUGGAGAAGAAAGCCAAGGAUAAGGAUAUUCCUAAAUUAGAUGGAAAAACUAAUAAUCCGACCAAUCAGCCUCGCCAAUUACUAAAUCCUGAGAGAGAUUCUGCCAGUCAAAACGCUUCAAAUCAGUUGGAUGACAACAAUGACAACAUGAGAAUAAACCAAUUGAUUACACCGCCAACUACACUACUAACUACACCACCAAAUCAGACUACAGGACAGGAAGCUCCUCGAGCACAAGAAAUAAGCGCCGACCUGAUCAAGGAUUCGAAAAGCCUCAAACCGAGCUCUGAGCCCUACCUCAAUCUCUGCAGGACCAUCGAAAACUUCAAAGAGAGAUCGAAGCCCAGAACCAAGUCCUAUAUCAAGAAAAAGGCAGAGAAAGCUUAG
Messenger RNA from Talaromyces stipitatus ATCC 10500, 456 nucleotides. RefSeq lists its product as uncharacterized. The transcript has 2 exons. The record is from RefSeq and is a predicted model, not a curated record. Bases 1 to 456 code for a protein of 151 amino acids. NCBI's taxonomy places the organism in Eukaryota, Fungi, Ascomycota, Eurotiomycetes, Eurotiales, Trichocomaceae.